Molecule: messenger RNA, 2160 nt
Organism: Spathaspora passalidarum NRRL Y-27907
Lineage: Eukaryota; Fungi; Ascomycota; Pichiomycetes; Serinales; Debaryomycetaceae
Gene: MAE1
Product: malate dehydrogenase (oxaloacetate-decarboxylating)
Exons: 1
Biological process (GO): pyruvate metabolic process; malate metabolic process
Cellular component (GO): mitochondrion
Molecular function (GO): malate dehydrogenase (decarboxylating) (NAD+) activity; NAD binding
Source: RefSeq, a predicted model, not a curated record
UUUUGUUGUUGCCUUCCGUUGCAAAGUUUCUUUUUCAUCUCCCCCCCUUAAUAAAAUUUCAACUUAAACGUGUGUGGUGUUACUAUACUGACAUUUUUUUUUUUGAACCACGCCUUUUGUAUUAUUUAUUCACUUGCAUAAUAAUUUCCAUCGAAGAAGUUACCAGAAAGUUUUACCAUCGUUUUAAUAACAUUUCCAAACCAACAACAGACAGACAAAUAAUUCAAUCAUGCUAAAAUUUAAAGUACAAAUCCGGUUAGCUAGUACCGCUGCCUCCGUUGGUAAGCAUACUUCAGUUCAUACUCAUACAAUUAAGACCCCAGUUGAUAUUCGGGCUGCUAUCGCUACAUUAAAACCUAAAACCACAAGAUUGUCAAUUGAAGGACCAAUUGAGUGUGAUUUGCAAGGGUUUUCUCUUUUAAAUUCUCCAAUUUUCAAUAAAGGUUCUGCAUUUACUCAAGAAGAAAGAAAAGCCUUUGGAUUGGAGGGUUUAUUACCAAGACAAAUUAACACUUUGGAUGAACAAGUUGAAAGAGCUUAUCGUCAAUUUUGUUUCUUAAAGACUCCAUUGGCUAAAAAUGAUUUUUUAACCAGUAUGAGAAUACAAAAUAAAGUGUUGUACUAUGAAUUGGUUAGAAAUCACAUUAGAGAAAUGUUACCAAUUAUUUACACUCCUACUGAAGGGGAUGCUAUUGCUGCAUAUUCACAUAGAUUCAGGAAACCAGAAGGUUGUUUCUUGGAUAUAAAUGAUCCAGAUAGCAUUGAUACUAGAUUGAGUGCUUAUGGUGAAGAUAAAGAUAUUGAUUAUAUUGUUGUUUCUGAUGGUGAAGGUAUUUUAGGUAUCGGAGAUCAAGGUGUUGGUGGUAUCAGAAUCGCUAUUGCCAAGUUAGGGUUAAUGACUCUUUGUGGUGGUAUCCAUCCUGGUAGAGUUUUACCAAUUGUACUUGAUGUUGGUACCAAUAAUAAGAAAUUAUUGAAUGAUGAUCUUUAUAUGGGAAAUAAAAUGGAUAGAGUUAGAGGAGACCAAUAUUGGGAUUUCAUUGACAAGUUUAUCCAAGCUGUCAAGAAGAGAUUCCCAAGUGCCGUUUUACAUUAUGAAGAUUUUGGGGUAAGUACAGGAAGACCAAUGUUAUACAAAUAUAGAGAAGAACUUCCUUCAUUCAAUGAUGAUAUUCAAGGUACUGGUGCCGUUGUUAUGGCUUCCAUGACUGCUGCUUUACAAUUUUCUAAUCGUGACUUGCUUGAUGCACAAAUUGUUAUCUAUGGUGCUGGUUCUGCUGGUUUAGGUAUAGCCGAUCAAAUUGUUAACCAUAUGGUUUCUCACGGUUCAACCGUCGAAGAAGCAAGAUCAAGAAUUCACUGUAUGGAUAGAUAUGGUUUAAUUUUGGAUAAUUCCACUACCGGCAGUGAAGCUCAAAUGAGAUAUGCCGACCCUGCAUCUGAAUGGGAAGGUGUAAAUACCGCUAGUUUAGUUGAUGUUAUUGCUAAAGUUAAGCCUACCACUUUAGUUGGAUGUUCAACUCAAGCUGGUGCUUUUGAUGAAACUGUUAUCAAGGAAAUGUAUAAGCACAACAAACAGCCAAUUGUUUUCCCAUUAUCAAACCCAACCAGAUUACAUGAAGCUGUUCCAGUUGAUAUUAUGAGAUGGACCGAUAACAAUGCAUUAAUUGCUACUGGAUCUCCAUUUGAACCAGUUGAUGGUUACUAUAUUUCUGAAAAUAACAACUGUUUCACAUUCCCAGGUAUUGGGUUAGGUGCAGUAUUGUCAAGAUGUACUACUAUUAGUGAUACUAUGGUUUCUGCUGCCGUUGAUAAGUUGGCAUCAUUAUCUCCAAAGAUGAAAAACCCAAAGAAUGGGUUAUUACCAAGAUUAGAAGAAAUCGAUGAAGUUAGUGCUCAUGUUGCUGCUGCUGUUAUUUUGCAAAGUUUAGAAGAAGGUACUGCUAGAGUUGAAAAUGAAAGACGUCCAGACGGUGGAUUUGUUAGUGUUCCUCGUGAAUUCAAUGCUUGUCUUAAAUGGGUUCAAUCACAAAUGUGGAAGCCAGUUUAUAGACCAUUGGUUAAGGUGGAACAUGUACCAGAAAUCCAUACUUAUCAAUAUUAAGUUUAUAGACUAUAAAAUUCAGUGCAUAAAGUUUUUUAAUACGAAAUUUAUUUAUU